Punctularia strigosozonata HHB-11173 SS5 is the source of this 1883-nucleotide messenger RNA. Its product is annotated as general substrate transporter. The record is from RefSeq and is a predicted model, not a curated record. Gene Ontology annotation, molecular function: carbohydrate:proton symporter activity. NCBI's taxonomy places the organism in Eukaryota, Fungi, Basidiomycota, Agaricomycetes, Corticiales, Punctulariaceae. Bases 90 to 1733 code for a protein of 547 amino acids. The transcript has 5 exons. Gene Ontology annotation, biological process: transmembrane transport; carbohydrate transport. Gene Ontology annotation, cellular component: membrane.
GCGGCCGCUUCAGCCUGAUUGUAUAACCAGUCUAAUCUCAACAACCUACUUGACGACUUCGAUAAUCGUAGCGACAUCCUAUCCAAACCAUGGUUUUGUUCUACGCGCGCGGUGUGCCAAUUGGCUACAUCGCCGUCAUGCUCGCGCUUGUCGCGUCCAUGGGCGGUUUUAUCUUCGGUUACGAUACCGGACAAAUCAGUGAUAUUCUCCUCAUGGACGACUUUCUGCAACGAUUCGCAACAUGUAGCGAUAGAGCUGUCGCAUCUACUUGUUCAUUUUCUGUGGUACGCGAGGGUUUGAUCGUAGCUUUACUUUCAAUCGGGACCCUUGUGGGCGCGCUGUUAGGCGCACCAACGGCCGAUAUACUUGGCCGUCGCCGCGCUAUGCAAUGGGAAUGCAUCGUCUUCAUUAUAGGCGUCAUCGUUCAAAUCACCACUUUCCAUUCUUGGGAACAGUUCGCGGUUGGACGUCUUAUCUCCGGUCUCGGAGUUGGCGCACUCUCUGCCGCUGUCCCGAUGUACCAAGCCGAAGCGGGCCCGCCCCAGAUUCGUAGCAUGCUCACCGCGACUUACCAACUGUUCAUCACAUUCGGUAUCCUCAUCGCAUACUGUAUAUCCAUCGGCACUCGUUCCAUCGGCGGUUCCGGUUCGUGGCGGACCGUUGUCGGUAUCGGUAUCGCUUGGCCGUUGAUCCUCAUGCUCGGCAUGCAGUUUAUGCCCGAAUCUCCCCGUUGGCUAACGCGCAAGGGCCGUUUGGAAGAUGCCAAGGAGUCCCUAGCGCGUGUGCGUGGUGUGCCGGUUGCGGAGGCGCAAGACCACUGGAUCAUCACGCGCGAAAUAGACGAGAUUAAAAGUAGCUGGGAGUACGAGAAGCAGGUCCAAGGUGGCUGGAUCGAUUGCUUCCGGCCCAGGAACAAGAUUCUGUACCGCACGAUUCUCGGCAUGGCUCUGCAGUCCCUCCAGCAACUCACCGGAGCUAACUACUUCUUCUACUACGGCGCCACGGUCUUCGUGUCUGUCGGCAUCCAAGACUCGUAUGUUACUCAGAUCAUCUUGGGCGCAGUCAAUUUCGGCUGCACGUUCGGUGGCCUGUACAUCAUGCAGCGAUACGGCCGUCGUCUACCCCUGAUGCUUGGAGGUGCUUGGCAGUCGGCUUGGUUGUUCGUAUUCGCUGCAGCCGGCACAGCCGUAAACCCAAGGGAAAAUAAGGCUAUCGGUGAACUCAUGAUCGUCUCGGCUUGUAUGUUCAUUUUCGGCUACGCGAUGACUUGGGCACCCGGCAUUUGGAUCAUUAUCGGCGAGACCUUUCCCACGAGCACCCGCGCCAAGCAAGCCGCAUUGGCUACCGCCGCGAAUUGGCUGUGGAACUUCCUCCUCGCCUUCUUCACGCCGUUCAUCACCCGCGACAUCAACUACAGCUACGGCUUUGUCUUCGCGGGCUGCAACCUGGCCGGUGUCAUCGUCGUGUACUUCUUCCUCUACGAGUCAUCGGACCUCUCUCUCGAGUCCGUCGACCAGAUGUACGUCGAUCCGGCGUGCAAGCCGUGGAAGUCGAGAACGUGGGCGCCGCCGGGAUACGCGGAUCGGACGGAUCUGAUCGAGCAAACGCGGGCGGCGGAGGCGCAUAAACCGCUCGCGGGCGCGACCACGGAACAUCGGGAGAAGGUGAGCCACGACAGGGGCACUAUAGGCAAUAUGACGCCCGAAGGAGGGGUUCCGGUUAGAGCGGUCUGAGAUGUCGCGGCUGGGUGGUCACAUACCCAUCCAGAGUUGAGAGAAAGAGAAAGAAAUGACGGCUCGGAGAAUUAAGGUUGUAUCAUGACAUGUUGUAGAUUAGGUGUACAUCUGUACCACUAUAAUAAUCAAGUAAUUCCGAAGUCCUGC